Molecule: messenger RNA, 642 nt
Organism: Phytophthora nicotianae INRA-310
Lineage: Eukaryota; Oomycota; Peronosporomycetes; Peronosporales; Peronosporaceae
Product: septum formation protein Maf
Exons: 4
Coding region: 1-642 (213 amino acids)
Molecular function (GO): nucleoside triphosphate diphosphatase activity
Source: RefSeq, a predicted model, not a curated record
AUGUUGUCAGCCUUGCCCAACCGACUCCGCAGUCGUCGUGUGAUCCUCGCAUCGCAGAGUCCUCGUCGUCUGGAACUUCUCCGUGACUGCGGUCUCACCUUCGAAGUAAUCCCAUCCACUUUCGAGGAAAACCUUCCCAAGGAGCGGUUCCCGACACCCGAUCUCUAUGUGAUCGAGAACGCCAAGCAAAAGGCUCUAGAGGUUUUAAACCGCGUGUCCAGAGACAAGGACGAUAAGCUCCCAACGGUUGUGAUUGGAUGUGAUACAGUUGUGGUGCAGGACGGCGUGAUCCUCGAAAAACCCAAAGACGAGGAGGACGCCUUCAACAUGCUGGCCAAGUUGUCCGAUCGCCCGCACGAGGUGUUCUCUGGCGUAGCGCUCUUCACCGCUGAGAGGGGCGUGGACAACCCGCACCUAUUCUUUGAAAAGACCAGUCUGGUCUUCGGUCCACUGGAGCCGGAGGAUAUUCGCGCUUACAUUGCAACGGGGGAGCCCAUGGACAAGGCCGGAUCUUACGGACUACAAGGACGCGCGCGGUGCUUCGUCCAGGAGGUUCACGGCUGCACCAACAAUGUCAUUGGCUUCCCAGUGCAACGCUUUUGCAAGGAACUCAAGGUGGUUGCAUCCCGCAACGAACUUUAG